Molecule: messenger RNA, 198 nt
Organism: Zychaea mexicana
Lineage: Eukaryota; Fungi; Mucoromycota; Mucoromycetes; Mucorales; Lichtheimiaceae
Exons: 1
Source: RefSeq, a predicted model, not a curated record
UACUCGAUUCAGGACAGCAACGGAACGAUCCUCGCCACCGCUUCCGACUAUCUUUCGGCAGCAUCCAUCACCCAAUGGCUUCAGCAGAGUCCCCAUGCAACAGCAACGCUUACGCUCGACGGUGGCGAUACAAUCGAUCUACCUGUCUAUGCACUACGUCGCAGAAACGCUGUCGUGGCAACCCUUCCUGACGCUCCU